Molecule: messenger RNA, 3036 nt
Organism: Cololabis saira (Pacific saury)
Lineage: Eukaryota; Metazoa; Chordata; Actinopteri; Beloniformes; Belonidae
Exons: 4
Coding region: 484-1719 (411 amino acids)
Biological process (GO): protein dephosphorylation; negative regulation of MAPK cascade
Cellular component (GO): cytoplasm
Molecular function (GO): protein tyrosine/threonine phosphatase activity; MAP kinase tyrosine/serine/threonine phosphatase activity
Source: RefSeq, a predicted model, not a curated record
CCCGGUGCUGCAGCUGUUCCUGCAGCUGCUGCUGCUGCUCCACAUCUGGAUACCGGGUUAUUAUUCCCCCGCUGGACCUUCACAUGACCCGGGGCUGGCGCUGUGAGCCAGCGGAGGAGCAGCAUGGUGGUGUAACCGAGGCUCGGCGCUAAAACCCGGCUCUCUCAUCAUGGCUGUGCUGCUAAACCAGCGCGAUUAGCUCCCUCACAUUACAGCUACUCAGCCCUUUUUAAGGCUGACAUUGGUCAAAAUCCGUAUUGAUAAUGGUCGUGCAUGCUACGGUUGAGUUAAUUCACUAGCUGGAGUCCAGAACUAGGUCCUGCAGCAGAUCAGCAUCAUGAUGAAGGUCUUGCUGGCUAGUAUUGCAGCUAGUGUGGCUAAUGUGCUGCUGAAUGAGCUGCAGGUUUGGUGAAGGUUUGGAGGUUUGGAGGAGAGGAUGCCGGGCCGCCUGGUUCUGAGCAUGGAUCACAUGUCAGCAGGAACAUGGGGACGGAAAGCCAGUGGACCAAAGACCUGACUGCUUAUAAACUUCUGGAUCACAAGCUGCUGCACGGACAGGAUGAUGGGAGGAUCGUGAAGACGAGGGGUAUAGUGAGAGCUUUCCACAACCUCCUGAGGACACACAACACUCUCGUUAUCACACAUCCAGAAUGUGCUGGUUCUUGUCCAAAUCUAAUGAUGAGUAAGAGUGAUCAUGGCAGUGCAAGGCCGGUCCCCGUGGCCCUCACCCCCCAGCUCCCUCCCAGAGCUCACCGCCCCCUCUGCGUGUCCGUCUCCUCUGACAGCAGCGGCCGCUUCAAGGCCCUGGAGACGCAGGAGUGGAAAAAUAACCUCAAAGCUCAGAUGGAGCAGGCUCACAGUGCCGGAGCCGCCAGCAGCACGGGCUCUUUGGAACGAGCGUCUCUGUUUUGUGCUCCGGCCUCCUCCUUCAGCUCGGGUCUGUCCAGCCCCGUGGAGAUCCUCAACAAGAGCAAAUCCUCCAGCCGCUUCUCGCUCUUCUCCCCGCCCUGGAACAGCAGCUCCGAGUCCGACUCCAACCCGCCGUCCCGCUCGGGCUCCAAGAAGCUGCGUAACUACAGCAGGAGAGCCGCCACCGGACCGGCCGGGGCCAGGGGGCCCGAGGUGGCCGAGCCCAAACCCAGCGGCCCGGAACACUUCCAGUACUCCGACCCCGUCAUUUCCAAGGUAACGGAUUACAUUUACGUCGGCAACCUGAACGCGGCGUACAACGGCCGCACGCUGUGCCGCAACAACAUCGACAGCAUCAUCGACAUGAGCAGCGUCCCGGGAGAACCGGCUCCCUCCCUCAUCCUCAUCCCGUGUACCUGCUCCCGCGGGGCCCGCCACAGCUGGUCCCGCCUCAAGGUGGACAUCGGAGACGUCCCCUACGCCCUGGGGGACGGCUCGGCGCUCAGGCACCGCUGCUUCGAGGACAUCAACGAGUGCAUUAACGCGUCCACGGAGAAAAGGAAGCGCGUCCUCGUCCACUGUCGGGACGGGUUCUCUCUGGCACCGACGUGUAUCAUCCAGUAUCUGAUGGUGAAGCAGAACAUGAGGCUGAUCGCCGCCUACGAGUUACUGAGAGCAAAGUACCCGCUCAACAUCAGAGAGUGCCACCAGAAUGUCCUGGUGAGCCUGGAGAGAGCGCUGCGGCCCGGCGGGGAGGUCGACCCCGAGUGUUUCAAACAGGCCAUCUCACGCAAAGUUGCAUGGACUUGAUUCAGUUUUCCAGUAUCCUCGGUUGUAGCUGAGCUGUUUUUGUUUUUCCCCCAAUGCUAUUCAACGUUUUCCAAAAUAUAGGCAAGGACUACUGUACUGUACUUCUCCCUGCAGACUAGACUGUUGGGGGAACAUUGAUCAAUUCCCAUUUCACAGUUCAGUGGUUGGAAGAAUUUCAAAUUUGAUGUGUUUCUUUUUCUAGAUCUGUAAAUUUUGAUUUGACUGUAUUUGUCCCUCACCAUCCACACUGAUGUACUAGACUAGACUGCAACAUUUAGAGCUUCUUUCAUAGCAGUGUUAGUGUUGGCUGUGAAGUGGAUAUUAUUGUGAUAUAUCAGUUCUCUGCCCUGCUUUCAUGUUGAUUUCUUUCUCUUAUCAGGGGAAUUUCUUAAUGGGUAAUCUCAGGAGAGUAUUGAUGUCACACUUGUGCAGUUUAGGAAACUGUCUUUAGACUAGCUACAUUUACAUAUAAAAGUAAUUAUGCAGAGUUUUGUGCAAUUUCAACAAUGUUGGGCUGAUUUUGUUUUUUAUUUUGCUCCUUUUUUAGGAGAAACCCUCUGCCAGGAGGAGGCAUCAUGCUAGAUACGUGCUGAUAAUUUAAAUGUACAGUAGUAAACGCAGCACGGGUUUGAUUUUUUGAUUCAGGCAUUAGUCUUAUCCAGAAACACUUCUCCAGGUAUGGAAUUGCUUUUCAGCCAUAAGAAAUGCUACACAGAUUACCUUGACAUAGACAAUUAAAAAUUGGCUAUAACUUUUCAAAACAUAUCCCAGGUAGUGGUUGACUUUAGAUUUUAAAUAGAACACACUAUACUCCUAUGUUCACAGUGGAGGAAGAAUAUUCAAGACUUUCUGGAACCUUUUUUAGAUCAUCUGCAAUUUCCUUAAAUAGCGCCCUUGUACUUGAGUACAUACUGUUUUUUUUUGUUUUUUUUUAAACCUAUGAGACAGUUGAUGAAGAUGCACUCUACCAACAAUUAAUUUCUUGUAAUUCCAUAUAAACCAACCAAUAUGCAUCUGUGUGGAACAGCAGUGUUUAAUGUGCUCUCUUCUGUGUGGGACUGGUGAUAAACCGGUUCACGUGUUGUACAGUAACCGUUCAGUUCAGUGCUGUGAACACACGUUUGUGAACUCAAGGUUUGGUUAUCAGUGUCACGCAAAAACGGUGACGCUGGCAUUGCAACAUUUAUGCAUUUAAUGAAAUACAGCAAUUUAGGAUGACAAAUGAGAUGGAUUUUCUGAUUUUAAAUGAGGAUAUAUUUUUUUCUUACAUUAAAAGGUAUCUGCAUUGUGUCUCCUAAUGUAGAUCUAUUCUGUAAU